Messenger RNA from Hymenoscyphus albidus, 375 nucleotides. The record is from the annotation of a GenBank genome assembly. Lineage: Eukaryota; Fungi; Ascomycota; Leotiomycetes; Helotiales; Helotiaceae.
AUGACAAAAGAUGAGUACGUAAAUUAUGGCUUCUACCAUUUUCUGGCAUGUUCGAAGGGCUAACGAGACAACAGGCACCAGCGAAAGGUCGAAGAAUACGAUGAAGAGCGCGGUGGCACGGUGAGAAAGGGAGAGGUAAGUCAAUCCCCAUAAGGUAACCUGCACAAACUCCUGAUGCUGAUCUCGGAAAAGGCCAGCAGAUUCAAACCAGGAGCCACGGUUUAUUUCGACCCAGGUGGGAAUUCCGCUCUAGAAUGCCCAUAUUUGAUCUCUACCGUACCGUCGGCGAAGAACUACGUCCUCUGCAAUCCUACAGACUACUCCGUGAUAAAAAAUAGCGAGGUGAUCCGAGAAUCAAAGUUCGUGAAAGGAUGA